CGCAAGAGGCACGUCCUCUCCCGUCUCCAAGACGCCCUGGCCGAGCAGGCGCUGCCGGUCAUCCAGCUGCUGGCACCCGACGAGAGGGUCUGCCUUCAUUUGAUAGAAACUCUCUUUGGGAUGUUGCAUACUGUGGAAGACAGCAGUGCCCUGGACCUGUCCGUAGAAGUUCUGGUGCAGUUUGUAGUGGAGCUGAAGUCAGAACAGUACUUUCACUGCGUUUUGGAUGAAAGCCAGAAAGAGCUGUGCAAAGCAACUACCAUGAGAGGCAGCCUGCCCACAUUCACUCUCUUGGGCAAGCUGGCAGAUGCUGUCCCAGGCUUUGCUGAUAUACUGGUGGUAGAGCACAGUAAUUUAGUGGAUCAUCUGCUGAUGGGUUUGGCAUACCCAAAUGAGGGCAUAAAGGCUGCUGUCUGCUACCUGUAUGGCAAGCUGUACUCCUCCCCUGUUGGCACAGAACGGCUCUCAGCCCACUUUGAAGAAAGGCUCUGUGAUCUUUUCCUGAAUACCUUGGGGUGUGCGCAGACAAAGGAGCUGCAGAUAAAUUGUUUGGGUUUGCUAAAGGAGCUGCUGAAAUCUGACCAUUUUGUAUCUAUUCUUAUGAAUAAUUCAAAGCCAGAGGAGGGGUCUGAGAAUCCUGACCCUUUAGAAAGGGAAAAUCCACUGCCACUUGUUCUCAAAAAGCUUUUGUUGACCAGAGAUGAGAUGUUACAGGCAGCAAGUUCUCACUGUAUGGCUGCAGUGCUGGUUCACUCUCCCAGCAGAUAUGCUCCUGCUUUUAUCCAUGCUGAUGUCCCAGAAUUCCUGUUUGAGUGUCUCUUGUGCAACAGUGAAAUUCUCAUCUGGUCAGUGUAUUGCUGCCUGCUCCUCCUCACUGAAGAGCGCCUUUUCUUCUCAAAGUGUCACACAGUCUAUGGCAUUGAAUCUCUGAUGAGGAGUCUUCAAGAUGUCCUGCAGCUGAACAAUGUGGAGUUGCACAAGCAAGGGCUCCUGCUCUUCACUGAAAUCCUGAAGCGGCAACCAGUGGAAAUCAAACUAUUCACAAACCGAGGUGUAUGUAUAGAAGCCAUUGAUGUUUUGAUGGAGACAGUGAAUUGCCCAGUGCUGGAGGUGGCAGGGGAGGCUGUGAGAGCUGUGGCAGCUUUCCUGAGGAAGGACCAUCUGAGCUCCCCACCAGUCCCAUAUGAAGAGCUGCAGAAGCUGCUGGAGGCAGUGCUGAAGCGAUGUGCUGACCUUUGCUCACCCCAGAGUAGCAAGAGGCAUGCAGGUGAUCUCCUAUUCUCAGUGUCUCAGAGUCACCCAGCAAACAGAAAUCUCAGCAGAGUUCAACAAAGACACGGCCAGUUCUUGCUCAACACACUGGAAGGUUUCAGAAAUGCUUGCAGGUUAGCAGUGGAAUUCCAGAGUGACUUCAUGGCCCAAGAGAAUGCUUUUACUGCCCCCGACUCCGAGAGCAAGGACACACUAAGCAACUUCUCUGAGUUCCUGUUGAGGAUUUGUGACAGUCUCUGCAUCCCCAUGGUUAUGAACUACCUGGAAAGGGCUGUCAGCCCAUCAGUGAUGGAGGUUUUCAUCUCAACACUUAAUAUCCUCUUUACAGUGGUGCCAAACAUGCAGAAUAAGUUCUCCAAAAAGCUGGAGCAAGACAUUUCUGAGCUCCUGCAAAAAGGUCUGCCUCAGUUAAACUACACCACUGCUGAAAGCCUUCUCCUCUUGGUUGAAACCCCUGAGCCUUUCUCUUUGGAUCAGGCUCUUUGCAGCCACCAACACUGCUUCAUACUACUCUUAUACUUUGCCUACACCCUUGAGGACAGGUUUGUCCCAGAAGCAGAAUUAUUUUUAGCCAUAAGAAAUUUCCUCCUAUCAGCACAGGACCAUGGAGACACUCCCCCUCCAUACAUACUCAGAGCUGCACUUUACCUCCUUGCUGUCUGUCAGGACAAAGGCCAAGCACUGGACUUGAGGUCGUUGUGUACCAUAAGGAGGAUCCUGGACAAUCUUCCAGAUCUGAGCUUGGUCUACGUGCAUUGUCCUCUCCUGCUGAAAUUCUUCCUGCGCUACCCUGAACUUAUGGGGAGAUUUGGACAUCAAGUCCUCCACCUCUGGUUUUCCUGGGGAGACCGCAAGCAAACUGGCACUGAAGAAGCUGGUUUUGGCGGCUCUGAUCAGCUGACCAGUGCUAACCCGUUACUUCCCAUUCUGAAGAGCAAUUCCAGCAUUUUACUUAUUUUACUGGACCUGGUCUGCUCAAGCUCUCUGGAGGUGGCUUGGAAGGUGUUGAUGACUCUAAAGACCUUCCUGGAAAGCGAUGACCAUGUCCUUGUCUGUGACCUCCUCCGAAGUCAGUUCCUACAGAUUCUGCAGCAGCUGCUGGUAGAGAGCAGCUCAGCGUCCUUACAAGCUAACAAGAACCUGCCUGUAUUGUUGAGCCUCCUUUUCCUGGUGCAGCUGCGAAGCAAGGGUGUGAGGGAGCUGGGCAGCACGGAUUUCAAGCUGCUUCACCAGGUCAGUAAUCUCUGUGGGAAAUGCAGGCCAAGGGACACUGACCUCCUGCAGCCAUCCUUGAAUUUUCUGUACUGGAGCCUUCAUCAGACAACACCUGGUAGUCAACAGAGAGCAGUGGCUGUGCUGCUCUCCAACGUGCCUUUGCUCGAGCUCCUGCAAAAGGUUUUGGAGUGCACCUGGUCACGGUCCCCUCUCUCUGAACCUGCUGCUAACCUCUCACCUGAGGAUGCCUUGCUGUGCUCUGGGUGGCUGCUGGCUGCAUCCCUCUUACUUUCCCAGCAUCGCUACAAUACUGAGGUUCACCAGACACUCUCUCUAAACCUAACAGAAGUCCUGAAUGAAGUCAUCUUCAGGAACAAGAAGCCAAUCCUGCUGUUAGUGAGCAUCAUGCAGUUCCUGAGAGCUGUCCUGCGACAGAACUUCUCCUCCUCCCUGCUGGUGAUUAUUGGUGAAAGCACAGUCCAGGCUGCUACACAACCACAGCCACCAUCACUGCAGGAUGCUGCCUUGCACCCCCUUGUCCCACAACAGGUCUUCUCACUUAUUGCCAGUCUGCAGAACCUUCUGGUGCAUGUCCAAUUGAAGAAAGACUUGCUGCUCUCUCAAGCUGUGGUUGCCUGCCUGGAAACUUUAGUGGAAUACCUGUCCAAGAAGGACCAGGAUGUUGCUCUACAUGUUGCUUCCCAGCCCUGGCAUCGAUUCCUGCUCUUCACACUACUCGACGGGGGCCAGAAGUCCUUUCUGCAGCCAGAAGUUCUCAGGCUGAUGACGUUGUUUCUGAGAUACCAGAGCAGCAAUAUUAUUUCUCAAAAAGAAAUUAGCCAGAUUCUCCAGGAGGCAGCAGAAGCCAACUUGGCAGAGCUGCCUGAGGCCACGUCUCGUGCUCUUCACCUCUUCCUUUGUCAGAUUCAGAGCAGUCAGUUCCAGGUGGAGCCAGUGCAGGCAGGGACCAUUCAGACCUUGCUGGAGCACCUUCUGGGACAGAGGACCACAUCUGUAAAGCAUCAGGACAUUGUGUAUCCUUUUCUGGGCAAGAUGCCUCUGGUAGGUGAUGUGAGAGUGGUAGGUGUACAGAUGAAAGGGAUGCUUGAUCUGCUGCUCCUUCCUUUGUUCUGA
Molecule: messenger RNA, 3621 nt
Organism: Nestor notabilis (Kea)
Lineage: Eukaryota; Metazoa; Chordata; Aves; Psittaciformes; Psittacidae
Gene: MEI1
Product: meiosis inhibitor 1
Biological process (GO): meiosis I
Source: RefSeq, a predicted model, not a curated record